Molecule: messenger RNA, 1681 nt
Organism: Cydia amplana
Lineage: Eukaryota; Metazoa; Arthropoda; Insecta; Lepidoptera; Tortricidae
Exons: 2
Coding region: 199-1461 (420 amino acids)
Source: RefSeq, a predicted model, not a curated record
CACUGUCAAUCAGCGUUUAAAUUAGGAAACAAAAUUGACACAUUCAACCGUUACUAUUUUAAUUUUUUUGUCUCUGCACUGGAAGUUGUUAAAGUUGUUGUAGUAGUAAGUAGCUAAAGAAAGUUAUAUGUGCGAUAUGUUUAAUGUGGUCUAGUGCAAUUCGUUUAAGAAAUUUCAUCUAUUAGAUGCACUAAGACAAUGGGAAGCAACACCAGCAAAGUAACAAAUGAAGCAGCUGUUCAGGUCCAAAAAAACGACACUGAAAUCAAUUCUGAUCCAAGGUCUCCUACGCCCGAGAUUUCGCGGACACCUUUACAGGGUAAAGGUGGAUCAAAGCACAAUAUAACUAAAAAUGUUGACUUGCGGAAGACCUUUGAAAACGGCCAGGGCGAAGACAAGCUUAUUCACAACAAUCCCAUUCUAUCUGCUGUUAUAAAAAAUCACCUACAGUCUUAUGAUCCUCGCUCACCUACUCAGGACUUUGAGAGAACACCUAUAGUUUUAGGACUGAACACCGAAGAAUUGAAAGACAAAAAUAUGCUAAGGGUUAAAGCUAUAGAUGAUUGUGGCAGUCCUAGUUUGCACAAUAAUAGCACUUCUGAUGAUAGUUUUGUCCCAAAAUCUAUUCCUGACAUUGUCCCUAAAAACCUGUGUGAUGGGUUCCUAAAUCUGACUUUUAAUGACACUAUUAAGGACGUAGAAGAACCAUUAGGCUCAUCCACAGCUUCAAGUGACAGUAUUGAAAAUGCUACGAAGGACUCCAUUGACAAACCAAAAAAAUUAUUAGAAACAAACUUUGACUUUGAUGAAAAAAUUGAAGAAAGUAUUGAAGAAUAUGAGGAAGACAGUAAAGAAUCAAAGAGCAACAAAAAUAAUAGUGAAGAUAAACAGAAAAUACUUAAUUUUGCCAAAUUUAAGAUUUUACCUCAAGACCCAAGAUCCCCUACUAAUGGAAUAGAAAGAACACCUAUUGUGAUUUCUAAAGUUGAAGAUAAGACUGAUGACAAUGUCGAAGAUAUGUCUGAUGAUACACUAAUUAAAGUUCUCCAGAAUACCAAUGCAGAGCUAAUUCAUGGUAUUACAAAAGAAACUGGUAAGGAUUCUGACGGAAUUCUCAUCUAUGAAGAUGAAGAGGAGAGCCGUGAAACCCCUAAGAAAUCUCGAUCAGCAGGCUCAGGUGGAUCAAGAACUCCUUUGUCUUGCAUGAAAAACAAGGGGGACAAUGCUCAUGGCCGCUCUAAAUCUGUCAACACAUUGUAUGACGAUAAAUUCAUUACAGGCAAAAAAAUAUCACAUAUCCCAAGACUGAAAUCGUUAUCAAAAUCUAAAUUCAUACCAGCAGCUAGCAGCACUUCUUUGAGAAGCAUUUCGAAAGCUGUAGGAGUUAUGGGAGACUGCGAAAACACUCCUCCACACUCCCAUCGCGAUAAAUGGGAUAAAGAUACUAGUAUUGUACUUUAAAUUUAAUGUUGAAUUCAUUCACAUAUAAUAAUUUAAAGAUAUGUAUGAUUUCUGAAGCUUUUAUUAAUCAAAUAUUUUGCAAUUAUGGGGCACAAAUACUUGGUUUCACCUUCUUGACUUUGGUUUAUUGACUACGGAUAAUAUUGUCAUUUUAUAGAUUAAAUAUUAAUUGAUAAAUGUAUGUUAAUGCCAAUUUUCUUUAAUAAAAGACCCUUGCUAC